Messenger RNA from Leptopilina heterotoma, 3042 nucleotides. RefSeq lists its product as uncharacterized. The transcript is spliced from 13 exons. Lineage: Eukaryota; Metazoa; Arthropoda; Insecta; Hymenoptera; Figitidae. The record is from RefSeq and is a predicted model, not a curated record. Bases 234 to 2948 code for a protein of 904 amino acids. Gene Ontology annotation, biological process: DNA repair; DNA damage checkpoint signaling.
AAAUAUGUAAUUAAAUAUAAUCCGGAAAUUUGAAUUUUCCCGCUAAUGCUCUUGGUGGGGGAAAUUCGUGUCGGAACGAACCUGUUGAGGGCGCUGAAAAUCGUGUACGAUUAUUUACAUUGCUCUCUUAUGGGACCUUCCACUCUCCCUAAUACUCUCUGAUUCUUUUGAUCGCUCUUGUUAUUAUUUUUGGCGUAAAAUUUUGAAAAAUUGUUUAAAAAAACACAGGAAAAAUGUCUAAAAGACAUUCGAAAGAAUCGAAACACAAUUAUUAUUCACCAUCAAAAAAACAACGACUGAGUAUAACAAUUGAAAGUGGAUCGAAAACUAACAAUAGACAAUCCACGAGUAAAAAGCAAGAUGAUAUAUGGGGCGAUGAUUUCCCGGAAGAUGUUUUGGAGAAUAUUGACACUAUUGCAUCGCAAGCUUUCAGUCAAAUGGUUAAUGUCUCUAACGAAAGUAUAGAAGCAGUUGAAUCACUACCCUCUACUGUAACGAAAACUUCGAGUUCCUGGUCCGUUCCUUCUUUUGAUGUAAAAACUCAUGCACCAGGUCCAAAAACAAGUCCAACUAAUGUUCCCAGUACAUCGACAAAUUUCAAUCAUCAAAAGACAGUUUGUUCAUUUAAACCAAAAAUAAGGGAAUCUAGAGGAACUUUUUCAGAAUCAAAACAUUUACAAAUAAUUCAUGAUUCGAAAAUUAAUAACAGUAAUAAUAAAAAAACAAUUCCAUCAUGUGAAACAACGCCCUACAGUCAGUCAACUCAAUUAGCUUUUGGAGAUUUUAAAACAAAAUUACUGAACGAAAAUAACAUGAACUCAACAUUCUUAUCGCAAAAUUCCUACGUUCAUGUACCUGACGAUUCGCAACUUGAUCAAAUAGCAAAAUUGCGAAACGAAAAAACGAAAUUGGAGUCCAAUGUAAUGACCAAGGAUGGAGAGAUAUUUUUUUUAAGAGGACAACUAGCAACGGAGAAAAAGAAAACAAUAAGCUUUAAAUCUGAGUCGAGUAAAUUAUUAAAAGAACAGGAAAUUAAUUUCAAGGCAGAAUUGCAGGCUUUAAAGAAAGAGAAUGAUAAUAUUGCAACACAACUGAAAUUAAAGAUUUUAGAGAUGAAUAACUUAAAGGAUAAGACAAAAAUGCUCGAGAAGGGAGCUAUAAAAUUUAUUGAACCCCAAUCUCCGAGUUUCGAUUCGGGAAGAAGGAAUAAAACAAUAAUGAGUUGUAAGAAAAAUUCAUCUGUCAAAAUAACAUACAAAGAGACUGCAACUCAAAUGGAAGUCAACAAUGCCCAGAAAUAUGAAUCUAAAGAUUCUUUAACUUUCUAUCCACUGCAGCAAAUUCCACAAUCAAUAUUUGAAAGAUCUGAACCAGAGAUUCCAAUUAUCGAUAUUCAUGUGGUGGGAAAAAUUGGGAGAAGAAAUUUACCGAUUUUACAAGAGACAAAUAAUUUGAGAGUAUUUGAAAAUACAGAAGCAGUGAAACCCGUUGUGACUUAUGUGGAUAACAAAGAAUUGAAUGUUCAAUUUUUUUUAGUCAAUUUAAGUAAACUUUUGAACAAAACAACAGAGGAAAUAAAUUCGAGUGAUAGUUUACCCAUAAUAAACAUGAUUACCGCGACAGGAAGGGAACUUUUACUAAAUACUUCAACGUCGCUUAAAAAAAUUUUCGAUGUUAUGAUCAAUGAUGAUAUAAGGGAUAUGAACGAUUUCUACCUUUCAAAAUACAGUUCAAUUAAAAUUUCGGAUAUUGAUAACAUUUUUAGUGGGAAAAAAUUGUUCGAUAAAGAGAGGGCAAUCGAAGCGAGAAGAACGCUUGCAGUUAUUUCACACAUUGUCGAGACUUCAACUUAUUUGAGUGAAUAUGUAACGGGAAAAAAACUAUUGAAAGUCAAUGAUGACUAUUUCUACCAAAGCUACAUUAAACAAUUUAACACUUACAAUUCGUGGAGCAAUAAAGAUUGUGAUUUUGAAUUUUUGGAAAUGAUUCUACAAUUCGUGAAAAUUAUGGGUUUAACAAGAAAUGCUCAUCAAUUCUGCGGAGCUAUCAAUGCAAUUAUCAUGAUUUUAAUUAAUGUGCAAAAAACUGUUGGUUUUUGUCCAACUGGGUUAGAUUACGUUUACAAAAUAUUUCGAGAAAUAGUAUUUUCCAGACCGAUUGUUGAAAAUAUUCCAGCAGUAAGUGAAAUGUUGAUGACAUUCGCCAACUGUAAAGAAUUCACGAAGAAACUUUGCUUUAGCGGUGAUCAUUCGGUCGUUAGUUCGAGCAGUGAUAUUUGGUACUUCAAGGUAGAACCAAACACGUGCAUAAUUGAAAUUUUCAUAUCGCAAAUAAAUAAAUUAGUAAAUGAUCCAAUUGUAGUUAUGAAUAUGUCGUAUGCAAUUGUAUCAUUCAUCGAAAAAGUUCGUCCCACUAAUGCCUUUCCAUGGAAAGCUAGUCAACGAAAUUCUUGCAAAUGCUGUUCGUUGUUAAUUAAUUUUGCCGUUAAAUCACUUUAUAAGUGUAUGAAAGUGAGUGUCGACGAAUUGGAAGCAAAUUUUAGAAAUCAACGAGCAACAAAUGAUUUUUCGAGAAUGUCAAAGAAAGAAUUUUGGAAUAAUUUGAAGAAAAAACAAGAAGUAAUGGCAGCAUUGGGAAUUGAAUUUUUUUGUCAUCUAAUGAACAAUGAAUAUUUUUAUAUUAUUAAAAGAGCUGAAAUGGCGUAUACCUUAUGCCAAUUUGUAAAUCAUGUUGAAAAGAUGUUUGAUAUACGGCAAGUUGAAGAUUUUGAAAGUGCACGUGAUAGAAUUAACAACUUUAUUAAUGAACCCGAGAAAACAGAUGCACCAGAAAUUCCAGUUCAAAUAGACUUAAUGGGAAAGACGAGAAAACUGGAACAAUCUGGAAGGAAAUUUAACCAGGAAUCGCGAUUUGAAUGUUUUAGUAAGAAUCUCGAAAACUCAUCGUAAAAUUAUUUUAAUUUUUUAAAUUUAAUUUAAUUUAAUUUAAUUUAAUUUAAUUUAAUAAUAAAAUCAAGGUAAUAAAACUGAAAAUUAAAACCUA